GCAUCAUUUCCUCUCUCUUACUCUACCCCCAAUCUUUUGUUUCUUUUACUUCCCAUACAUCUCGAACUCACAAAAAUGGAGAACGAGAUUCCAUAUAUGGAAAGAUUGUUGGUGCACAAGCAAUUCUCAUCAUCAGCAGCAUCACCAUCAUGUUUCAAUAAUGGAUCAUCAUCAGGAAAUGGAUCACCAAGAUCCCUUGUGGAUCCGUUCUUGUGGGGUGCACUAGGCACGAUCUCUUCACAUGCCUACCAGAAUGAUUCAAUUUCCAACGCUUCUACCGACAAAGUUCCACUUUCAUGUGGUGGUGAUCUCAAGGAGAGCAUGUUUCCUUUCAAGGCAUUCUUAAAUCCACUUGCAAAGAUUACUGCGCCAAACCCGCCAUCUCCGUCCUCACAGGGCUCAUCGUCAUCGACAUCGAGGGUCCCGAGUGAUCUAACUUUGUCCUGGCAAGAACCCGAGAAAAAGACUCCAUCAACGAUGGAUUUACUCGGAAUGGACACAAUUUCUGAGUCCAUGGCAUCUUCCACAAACAACCACCUGACUCAGCACGGUUAUGUUCUGUGGCGACCUGGAUCGGACUGGCCCACAACAGACCGAAGUUUAGACCAUCUAUCAGAUCGUUCAUCAUCUAGGGGUUCCGGCGACUCUUGCUAUUGGCUCGGCAAUACCAAGAUUCAGCCUACGAAGUACACAGUACGGAGAUCUAUGGCAAGCAAGAAGGAGCACAGGUCGACAUCAUCGUCUUCGAUCUCUUCGUCAGGAAAGUUGUUCCGGGGAGUGAGGCAGAGGCAUUGGGGGAAGUGGGUAGCGGAGAUUAGAUUACCAAGGAACCGGACAAGGGUGUGGCUCGGGACGUUUGACACGGCCGAGGAGGCGGCCCUGGCCUACGACACUGCAGCAUACAUGCUUCGAGGCGACUUUGCACACUUGAACUUCCCCGACCUCAAGCACGAGCUGGUCAAGGGCAAUCGCUCCCUGAACAGCACCACAGCCGCACUCCUUGAAGCCAAGAUCAGAACCAUAUCGCAAGGGGCGUCCUCGAGAAAGAAACUCCACGGAGGAUCGCCGCCAAAAUCCGUUACGAAUAAGGAGGAAUUUGCCAGCGAAAGCCCAAGCACCUCAAGCCCGAAAGACCCAAUGGGAAGCGAGUGGCAACUUGAGUUCGAAGCAAGAGUUGUUGGGUCUGAGAUGAUGAGUAUGAGCAAGAAGACACAAGAGGCCGUUGUUAGUGCUAGUGCUGAUGCUGAUGCCGUUCAGCUUAGUAGAAUGCCUUCAUUGGACAUGGAGAUGAUUUGGGAUGCUAUUUUGGUCUCGGAUUCGUGAAAACCCUCACUUUUUACGGUCGAAGAAAAGGAUCAAUAGAAUGGUUUCGUUGAAAUUUCUUUCUUUUAUUGCUUUUUCUUAGAGCAGUACGAUGAAAUUGCGUGUCCAACUUUACAGAUUCUUCUUUUUCUGAGCUUUUUGAAGUGUAUCUUCAAUUUCAUUACGUAUAUGACUUUGAAUUGUCCUAAUAA
Messenger RNA from Eucalyptus grandis, 1514 nucleotides. Its product is annotated as ethylene-responsive transcription factor ERF062. NCBI's taxonomy places the organism in Eukaryota, Viridiplantae, Streptophyta, Magnoliopsida, Myrtales, Myrtaceae. The transcript has a single exon. Gene Ontology annotation, molecular function: DNA-binding transcription factor activity; DNA binding. Bases 76 to 1323 code for a protein of 415 amino acids. The record is from RefSeq and is a predicted model, not a curated record. Gene Ontology annotation, biological process: regulation of DNA-templated transcription.